CAUCAACCAUGAACCUGCUUUUCUCCCUUCUCUUGCUCCUGUGCUUCUGGCAUAUGGGUCACAUGGCUGGCACACCACCUGGAGAGCUCUCUUACCUCAAACCCACCCUCAGUGCUAGACCAGGACCUGUAUUGGCCCCAGGGGGGAACAUGACUUUGUGGUGCAGAGUGUCAAUUCCAGCUGCAAGAUUCAUCUUGUACAAAGUGGGAGAGGCCCAUCCAGUCCAGAUCCAGGAAUCUUCAGAGGAGGGAGCUGAGUUCUUCUUUGAAAGGGUGACCCCUUCUCAUGGGGGCAGUUACAGCUGCUGCUACCAGACCUAUGCCUCUUACUAUGCUUGGUCUCAGCCAAGUGACUCCUUGGAGGUAUGGGUGACAGACAUGUUACCCAAGCCCUGGCUCGUGGCAGUGCCAGGUCCUGUGGUGGUAGCAGGCAGCAAUGUGAGUCUGCGUUGCCAGGGUCCACUAGGGGGAAUGAGCUUUGCUCUUUAUCGUGUGGGUUUCCCAGGGCCCUUACAGUACCUCAGCUCUGCCCAGCCCUGGGCUGACUUUCCCCUUCAGGACUCCAUGGCCCCUGGCACCUAUAGCUGCUACUACCAUACACCUUUUGCUCCAUACAUCCUAUCUGAGAGGAGUGAUCCUUUGAUCAUCAGCUGGUCAGGUUCUACUCCCCAAGACUAUACUCUAGGCAACCUCAUUCGAAUAGGCCUGGCUGGACUGGUGCUCCUCACCCUGGGGAUACUGUUGUUUUUGGACUGGCACAGAUGGAGGGGCUGCCAAGACAGACCCUAG
Messenger RNA from Phascolarctos cinereus (koala), 788 nucleotides. Its product is annotated as osteoclast associated Ig-like receptor. The record is from RefSeq and is a predicted model, not a curated record. NCBI's taxonomy places the organism in Eukaryota, Metazoa, Chordata, Mammalia, Diprotodontia, Phascolarctidae. Gene Ontology annotation, biological process: immune response-regulating signaling pathway. Gene Ontology annotation, cellular component: plasma membrane.